AUAUGGGUAGGUGGCUAGGGCUUGGGUUGGGGGACGAUGCGCAUUCGGUGCCCAAGGGCAGGCACAGCUAUUUGUAUAUCUCUCUUCUCUUUCUCCUACUCCACAAAUCAUCUUAGAAAUUUCUCUGCGCGCUCCUCCAGCUUCCUCCUUCAUUUUACUCCUCAACCGCUUCGCCGCUCUACCAUGGCAGGAGAGUCGGACGACAUCGUUACCAAAGAGAAGAUGAUCGCCCAGUACGGCUUCGACCGAGAUGAGAUGUAUCAGAGCAAACUUGCUGGAACCGUUGACCCCUACGAUCGUCACGUGUUCCUCUGCUAUGGGUCUGCAGAGUCCUGGCCUCCACGCCUUGAGGAUUCCGUCGACGAUUCGUUCCCUAGAUUGUUUGCUGCUGCUCUCAAAGCUCGUAAAGAUGAAAUCAAACUUAAGACUCGUAUGACCAUAUUUGAGGAAUAUCGUGAGGCCAAUUUGUCGAGCGGAGAUAUACUGAUUUUCCCGGAUAUGGUUAUAUAUAGGGGUGUGCAAGAUUCAGAGAUAGAUAGCUUAGUUGAAGACGUACUCGUUAAAGAGCUGCCUUGGCAUAGAUCGGCGGAGCAGUUGGAUGGUUCCUAUGUAUUUGUUUGCGCUCAUAGCAAACGUGACAACAGAUGUGGUGUCUGUGGCCCUAUUCUGGUUGAAAAAUUUAGGGAGAUUGGGAACAAGGAGUUGGGUGAGGAAGUGACUGUGGCUGCUUGCUCACAUGUUGGGGGACACAAGUAUGCGGGGAAUGUGAUUAUUUUUAGUGCAGGACGUGAUGGAAAAGUUGAUGGUAAUUGGUAUGGGUAUGUCACACCUAAUGAUGUCCCUGACUUGAUCAAGAAACAAAUUGUCAAUGGACAAAUCAUUGACCGGAUUUGGAGGGGUGGAAUGACGCAAAAUGCUAAAGAACCUGAAAAUGGCAAGGUAUCUGAGCUUGCAGCUAAUGGAACCUGCUGCCAGGGUAGCAAUAGUGGGUUCCGUUGCUGCCAAGAAAACAAUGGCGAGAAGGAGAAGGCUGGGCUCUCAAGCUGGACGGCGAAAUUGGAGCAGCGCCGUGUCCUCACAACAGUAGGUUUGGUUACUGCUGUGGCCGCUGUGGCUGUUGCCUACGGGUUCUACCGAAAGGCCAGCAUACAUGCUCGACAACAAUAUGUAAUGACUAACCUCACAAGGAUCUGAUUCGAGCAGUUUCUUUGCUACGAAUUCUCCCAUCUCCGUGUUGUGAUAAAUACGGCAAGCAUUAAGCAAUGCUCCCCAUACGUUGGCAUCGACAGGCCCCGGCAUUUGAGCUAUAAAUGCCAUGGCCUUGUCUAGCUCACCGGCCCGGCCAAGAAGGUCGACUACUAUCGCAUAAAAUCGAAACAAAAGAUACAUCAUUCGGUGUAACAGAAGAAUGCUCGAUCAUUUGACGAAAUAGCUCCAGAGCCUCCAGGCCUUUCCCAUGAAGCCCAUACGCCGCAACCAUGGAACUCCAGGUAACAACAUCUCUGUCUAUUUUAUGUUCGAACACUACAAUGGCGUCGCCCAAGCUACCGCAUUUUGAAUAAGAUUCUAUUAAUGAGA
Messenger RNA from Andrographis paniculata, 1578 nucleotides. Its product is annotated as altered inheritance of mitochondria protein 32-like. NCBI's taxonomy places the organism in Eukaryota, Viridiplantae, Streptophyta, Magnoliopsida, Lamiales, Acanthaceae. The coding region runs from base 37 to 1194 and encodes 385 amino acids. The record is from RefSeq and is a predicted model, not a curated record. The transcript is spliced from 7 exons.